Messenger RNA from Centruroides sculpturatus (bark scorpion), 1779 nucleotides. RefSeq lists its product as uncharacterized. The transcript has 7 exons. The coding region runs from base 57 to 1748 and encodes 563 amino acids. Gene Ontology annotation, biological process: regulation of transcription by RNA polymerase II. The record is from RefSeq and is a predicted model, not a curated record. Gene Ontology annotation, molecular function: DNA binding; protein binding. Lineage: Eukaryota; Metazoa; Arthropoda; Arachnida; Scorpiones; Buthidae. Gene Ontology annotation, cellular component: nucleus.
AUACGAAAAUAAGCGACGAACUGGAGGUCAAGUUCGCAGAUGACAUAAGAUAAAAAAUGGGGACCCAGAUACGAUUAAAGUGGAUAAAUCAUCAGUCAAAUUUGUUAACCAAGUUCCAGCAAUAUCUCCUGAGCGAGAGAUUUGUAGACGUGACGAUAUGCUGCGACGGUAUGAGUCUCAAAGCCCACAAAGUCGUCUUGUCGUCGAGUAGUACUUACCUCGAGAAAUAUUUUUCGGAGGAAGCGCCUCGAGAGACUACCUUUUCUAUCAGAGGUGCAAAGUUUGAGGAAAUGAAAGCAAUUGUGGACUUUAUAUAUAGCGGUGAAGUCGACGUCUUCUCUCAUUCUUUGACGAAUAUUUUACGAAUUGCACAAAAUCUUAAGAUUCGGGGCUUAAUGGAAGUUGCCAAAGACAUGAACUUGACAGUGUUUCCACAGGAAUAUUCAGACGUGACUACAUAUAUUGUUCCAGAAAUCUUAACUCCACCAAAUGUGGAAGAAAUGAAAGGAAUUACACCCAUAAAUAUUCUUCCAGUGUGUCAAGUAAGUGAUGCAAAGGGGACAGAAUUUAACACAGAGUCUACCAAGCGCGAUUCUUUAGAAAUAAUUGCAGCAGACAUUCCAGAAGUUACAAAAGAUCCAAAAGAAGAAUUUCAGACUCAUGACAAAGGCCCAAAAUUAAGGAAGAGAGGCAGGAAAAGAAAAAUUGUUUCUGUUAACAUGACCGGCAAAACUCGUUCUCGGCGGAGAAGCAUAACUCAGAGUAUCCGAGAAAGACGGAAUUCCGUCGACGAUACUUUGAUAUCUGGCGAUUCAGUUUGCGCGGAACCUGUUCCUUUAAAUCCGUUAAACGAAAACGAUUCUGUUUCAAUGUGUCAAAAUUGCACGGAAGGUAACGCAUAUACUUCAAUUGUUAAAUCUGAAGUAGAAAUAGAAGACGAACCCGAAUACGUGUUACAAAAUACGGAAAACUCUUUAGCCUUUCUUGAUUCCGACGAGAGGAUCGGAGAAGAAGUGGAGUUGAUGCCACAACGCGAAAUAUCUAAUGGGAGUGACAUAGCCAUACACUUUGCAAAUGCUCUGGCAGCCUGCGGUCCGACUAAUUUUCCAUUAGGCGACAGAGAUACGGAAUUUUGGGAAGAAGACGGCUACGGUUUCAGCAGAAGAGACGGAAAAUUCGAAUGCAGAAUAUGCAAGAAGACGUUUGUCUCUAAAAACAAUUUAGCAUUUCAUAUAAAGACGCACGUGGCGAAAAAGCCAUUCAAGCGCAAGAUACAUGGUGUAUAUCAACGAACUUGUAUUACCAGAGGUAAAUGGACAGAGGAGAAUCUCCAGAAAGCUAUUCGUUGCGUAAAAGAGAAAUCGUUAGGGGUUAACGAAGCCAGCAGGAUAUACGAUAUCCCUUCGAGAACUUUAAGGAGGUACAUACAGCAAGAUUUAACCGUAAAACGAAGCCUCGGUCCUUCCUGUUAUCUAGGUAAGGAGGCAGAAGAGAGAAUAGUUACGCAUAUCAAAGAGAUGCAAAACAAUGGAAUUUUUCCCACGCAACAAGCAAUCCAGGCACUCGCCUUUAAUUUGGCUAAAGAAAUGAAUUUAAAAACGAAAUUUAAUGUGAACAAACAGUUAGCAGGACGCGAUUGGGUCAAAGGAUUUAUGCGAAGACAUCCUGAAAUAUCCAUUUCUAAACCACGUGACUCUACCAUAAAAGGAACUGAUUCAGAUAAAGUUGAACAAAUUAUUGGCACGUAAGUACAAAUUAUCAACUGAUUUACUAAGUCAC